Molecule: messenger RNA, 3570 nt
Organism: Dreissena polymorpha
Lineage: Eukaryota; Metazoa; Mollusca; Bivalvia; Myida; Dreissenidae
Product: DNA damage-binding protein 2-like
Exons: 10
Coding region: 173-1927 (584 amino acids)
Biological process (GO): response to UV; DNA repair
Cellular component (GO): nucleus; Cul4-RING E3 ubiquitin ligase complex
Molecular function (GO): damaged DNA binding; protein binding
Source: RefSeq, a predicted model, not a curated record
AAUAUUCAGAGCUAGAAUUCCCGCAAAAUUUGUUUACAUAAUUGAUAAUAAGCGCAUCGCUAAAUAAACUGUGUGUAUAAAUAGGUGAAUUAAAACAUUUUAAAAUUAGUGUGCUUCUCUGCUAGUUGCAAGAUUACAUUCCUCAUCAUUGGCACCAACCUGAGCAGAAAACAUGAGAAAGAUAAGGAACAAGAAAUCUGCUGAAACUGAAACUGAAAUUUGCAACAAUGACACUAGCUCAAUGAAAGAAGAACCUCCACAAAAGAAACGAAAAUCAAAAUCUAAAAAUGAUAGUGUUAACAUAGAAAACAAAGCUACUAAACCUGGCCAAAAAAUUGUGACAAACAAAAGUGUCCCUUUGAAAUCAAAUUCAAGCAACCAAAAUGUUCAGUCCCCUCGGUCUCCACAUAACAGCAAAAAUUCCUCAUCCUUAGAAAUGCCAGUGAAUUUAAUAAAGUCAAACUUUGUAAGAGAAACCUGUAUAGCAAAUGGAGUAAAAGAUCCUUUUCAAGAAGAUUUGGAAAAGCAUGGUUUCCAGAAGGGGACACAGCAUCUGAAUCUUCCAGCAUUUAAUUACAGCAGCCAUUACAGCGCAAAUCUUCAGCAUCAUCUAGGCAACAUACAAUAUGGAAUCAAAAGUAGACUAAAGUUACAGAAGUCCAUCAACAGUCCACUUACCUCACUAUGCCGAGAGCUUGAAGUCUACAGAACGGCCAGCCCAUUUGACCGGAGAGUUACUGCCCUUGAAUGGCACCCUAAGCAAGCAAACCUACUUGCUGUCGGUUCCAAAGGUGGUGACAUUAUUUUGUGGAACACAGAAAAUGUUGGACAAGAUAAAAUGAUUCAAGGGAGCGGAGAGGGUGGGUCAUGCCAAGCCCUGAAGUUCUGGCCAUGGGACAAUAGUAAAGUGUUGACCGCCUCCAUAGAUGGUACUGUGACCUUGAAGGACCUUGAGACAAAUGAUCGGCUUACAUUGGCCGACACCAUGAAUUGCCAUGACCAUUGGUACUGCAGUGUGGAUGUUCUUCAGAGCCAGUACCUGGUGGCUGCAGGCAGAAAUAAAGGCACUCUACACAUGAUGUCGUCCGAGGGAAGAAUGGUAUAUGAACAUCGUCUGCACAAGGACAAGAUCACCCACGUAGAGUUCUCGCCCCGGGAACCCUGGCUGCUGUGUACGGCCUCUACGGACCACACCGUACAGCUUUGGGACACGAGGCAGCUCAAAGAUCGGAAGAGUGCACUGUGUGUACUCGCGCAUGACAAGGCUGUCAAUUCAGCCUAUUUCAGCCAGACAGAUGGUUGCAGACUGGUUACUACUGAUCAGGGCAGGGAGAUUCGCAUGUACCAGUCACCCAGUUGGUGUCUUGAGACAUGUAUACAGCAUCCUCACAGGUUCUUUCAGCACAUCACACCUUUUAAGGCGACAUGGCACCCUCAUCUGGAUCUGAUAGUGUGUGGUCGGUAUCCAGACAAGAACUUCCCUGGUUCAGGCAACGAACCCCGGACCAUCGACAUCUUUGAUGCGCAAGAUGGCCGGGUGGUCUCGCAGCUGUACAGUCGAGGGGCGGAUGGUCUAUGUCCACUGAACAAGUUCAACAGACAAGGGGAUGCUCUGGCCUCAGGAAUGGGUUUUCACAUACUGCUAUGGAGUAGACAAAAAGAAAUAGAGCGUAAACAAGCAGAGUUGGAAAUGUCAUUUAAACAGGCCCUUGGGAUGGGAGACUCCAAUAACCAUGGUAACUCAGUUAAAAGCAAACAGUUAUUGAAUCCUGGGACGGCUGAUGAAAGGACAAGGUUUGGUGCAAGGUCAAGGUCAAAGAAAUCGAAAAUGGAUAGUGAUACAGACGAUUUGAAGAAGAAGUUAUCAAAGGUAAAGUCUAAAACAAAGAAUGUCAUGGAUGAAGACCUAAAGAAAAAGAAGAAAUAAUGAAUGUUAAAUCUGUUACACAAAUGAACAGUUUAAUUAAAGAAUCAUAUGAAAACCUUUAUGUUGUGGAUAUUUCUUAGUAAAUUAUAAUUUACCCAUUAAAUAAAUAGUUCAUUUUAUAAAACUCUGAAGUAAGCAUGGACAUGUUUAAAAAGAAAGUAUUCAUUCUAUACAACUUUGGACCAAUGUUUUCUAGCUUAAUAUGUGAGCACAUGACUUUUCUCCUUUCCAAUGGAUAAUCAAUUCGAAUAAGAGUUAAAAUGGUAUACAAAUAUUUUUUCAUAUAUUUAAGAUUAUUUUAGAUAAUUAAAUAAUAAAGUACAUUGAAUACAUAGACCUGAUGAUUAGAAAAUAUGACACGAGUCAAACUUCAGGAACUUAGCUCUUUAAGUGCUGAAACUGAAUUUUGAAGGCCUUUGCAAACAGAACAUGGCGUCUCAUCAGGAUCCAAACUGUUUGCUAUUCUUAUAGUAUUCUUUGAAAAAAAUCAAUGAAAAUGCUAAUUUUAGAAAUUUAGCAGACAACAUUUUAGCAGAUGACAAAUUUCCCAGCAUGCAAAGGGUUAACAACUGAUGCUCUUGUGACGGUGUAAGUGCUUCAUAAGAAAACGUCUGUUACUAUUACCAACAGACUGCUUUAUCUUCGUAAACAUGUUAAGGUCAUUGAGGAAGGUUGCUUGACGGAAAAUGUAUGUUAUGUUAUCCAAGCUGGAUGGACGGUUUCAUUUUCUCUGUUGCUGUACAUGUGUAUAUGUUUAUAAAAAUGACCGAAAAUGUAUGUAGUGUUAUCUUAGCUGGAUGAACAGUUUCAUUUUCUCCGUCAAUGUUGCUGUAUAUAUGUUUAUAUAAGUUUGUGCAUGCGUAUCUUGUGUUAUGCCAUCAAUAAAUAAAGAAAUAAUAGUUAAUGACUCAAAAUUCUAAACUGUUGUCUCAUAGUAUACUAUGUAUUUUGGAAUACAAAUUUUGUAUCAAUUAUUCUCGGCUUUAAUGAUCGGAAUAUAACAUGGUACUUAUUAUACUCCGCCAUAGGCGGAGGGAUAUUGUUUUGGCGUUGUCCGUCUGUACGUCUUUCCGUCCGUCUGUCUGUCUGGAGCCAUAUCUUGGAAGUGCUUUGGCACAUUUCAUUGAAACUUGGUAUGAGUAUAUAUAUAUAUAUGGAUGAGAGGAUGAUGCACGCCAAAUGGCAUUGUACACCAUCUGUUAAAAAUGGAGUUAUGGCCCUUUGUAUCUUGACAAAAUGCUUUUUUGAGCGUCAAAUAUAACACUUUUGUGUCCAGAAGCAUAUUGGCGGGGGAUAUAAAUUCAACGAAUUUGCUUGUUACUUUGUUAAUUACAUGUUAAAAAUGAAUUGCACCAAAACUUAAAUGGCGCUGCCUAGCCUCCAACAAAAUAUUAUUUCACCAGUUAAAAAAAACAAUACUGAAAUAUAUUUGAUUUAUACAUAUCUCCGCUGUUCAAUACUAGAUGACAAGAAACUGGCAGACACAAAAAUGUACAGCCUGAAAAAGAUGAUGUCUUUAUUGUUAUUUUAUAUUGAAUAUAUUGGUGGAAAAAUGUUACUUGCAUGUCUUUUUGUAUACCAUAAGCAUUAUUAACUGCGACCAAACAACAAUCUUAUCUAUCAAUACACAAGUGAGAAAGGAA